Messenger RNA from Spizellomyces punctatus DAOM BR117, 1523 nucleotides. RefSeq lists its product as uncharacterized. NCBI's taxonomy places the organism in Eukaryota, Fungi, Chytridiomycota, Chytridiomycetes, Spizellomycetales, Spizellomycetaceae. Bases 119 to 1507 code for a protein of 462 amino acids. The record is from RefSeq and is a predicted model, not a curated record. The transcript has 3 exons.
GUGGACCCAAAGAUCUCUUCAGGAAGCAAUAAUUCAACUUCCCACAAGUUCGAAAAACGUGUUGGAGGAUGCGGAUCUGGAACUUGGUGGAGAGCUAAGCGUAGCGGACAUAGAUGCAAUGUUGGAUACAGACCCUCGCGGUCACAAUGUUCGCAAAGAGAGCAGACAUCUGGGCAAACUUGACUGUGAAUCACUGUCCCACUGUCAAAGUCCGGCGGCGAACAUCCCACCGCAUCAUGGGCCAGAAAGCUCUUGCAUGAGCGGCAGUGUAGAUGACCCUAUGCAAAUGUCCGAUGAGCCAGCUGCGAUCGACGGUGUUGUGUCAUCACCAUCGUGUGAGAAAACAGAGGAAUGGGCAGAACCUAAGCAUUCCGUACAAAGCGAGGAAGGUAGCCCUGAACCCAUCAAAUUGAUUCCACAAGCUGCGACGGAAUGCCCGCCACGGCCAAGGCGGUCAAUGAGUAUCGAAAAUUUAGUGGCUGAGCGUUUAUCUCAGAAUCACAGUACAUCAAGCUCUCCAGCUUUGCCAUCAAGUCCAGACCAGCAGGAUGGCGUGAGAUGUCAGAGUCAGUGCCAAGAUCCCUCUACCAAUUUCUCCCUCUCUAGAGCCAGGGAUCGGCUGGCAGUGGAACGAGUCCUAAAGAAAGCACCAUAUCAAAAGUAUCUGCAUCAAAUUGAAAUUCGUCUGAAGUACGCAAUAUUUAAAGUGCAGAAUGGAUGGGAGAAGAAGUCCUUAGCGGAAGUAAAGAACGACUAUGUGGAUACAUGCAGCGUUACGCCAGGACAUAGGAACAGUAUAGCGAUGAUGCAAUCAUGCAAGAGGCUGUUACCAGAUUUUGAGCAUAAUUGUGACACACGUUCCGCCAAAAAGAAAGUACCUGCCAUCAGAGAAGCCAGACUAGGCAGAACCAACGGUGGGCUGACAGGAAACCGUCCGAACGACACGGAAGUAACCAAUGCGGCCUUGGCCCUUCAAUCCCUAAGCAGAGCGGGUACACCACCAGACGUCCCGAAGAAAGCCCUAUCCCCCUGUGCGUCGCGAGCUGUCAAACGAAAACGUGCGGAGGACAGAAAAGCUGCCCAAACCAAUCCGCCUGCGGGGCAGUUAGGCAUGUCUGGUAUGGCAUCGCAAUAUUUAUCAACUGGACUUCAACAAAUACAGCAGCAAACCGAUUUAGCAAAACGUGCGAUACCUUUGUUCACAACGGAAUCACAAUCAAAGACUUCCUCAGCACCUGCCACAUUUUAUGUUCCUCCCUUGCCCUAUGCAUAUACCAUUCCUUCGACAUCACGCCCAUCUUCCGUCAAUAGCAAUUUUCCACAACCAUUACCAAUUUCAUUGCGGUCCCAAUCCACCAAUGACCAGAAACAAAAUUCGACUGUCGCUGCUUGGUAUGCUUUAGCGCGAGCGAAUCAGUCUGGCGAUGUUUCUGGGGGUUUGGGAAAAUGCAUUGGACCACGGCGACGAAGAGGGAAGCAUACGAGCCCCACUCAAAAACUGCCGUAAGAUUACGAUUUCAAUA